Messenger RNA from Helicoverpa armigera (cotton bollworm), 618 nucleotides. RefSeq names its product histidine-rich glycoprotein-like. Gene Ontology annotation, cellular component: extracellular matrix. The record is from RefSeq and is a predicted model, not a curated record. The transcript is spliced from 3 exons. Lineage: Eukaryota; Metazoa; Arthropoda; Insecta; Lepidoptera; Noctuidae. The annotation marks the transcript as partial.
UCGCAGAUCUUCCUGGUCGCUGCUGUGGUCGCGAUGGUCGCUGCUAUGCCGCAACAUGGUCAUGACUACCACCACGGUCACGACUACCACCACGGUCACGGUCACGCUGUGUCAUCGCAGAGCAUCGUGCUGCACCAAACUCACGAGAGCAAGCACGAGCCCGUACACCACGAGGAACAUCAUGAGGAGCAGCACGAGCAGCACCAGGAGGAGCAUCACCACGGACACCACGAGGAACACCACGGCCACGCCUCCUCCUCACAGAGCAUCAAGCAGCACCACGGCAAAGCCACUGAGAAACACGUCGAGUACUAUUCUCACCCUAAGUACGAGUUCGCGUACAAAGUGGUGGACCCUCACACCGGCGACAAGAAAUCUCAGCACGAGUCUCGUGACGGUCACGUCGUGAAGGGCGUGUACAGUCUGCAUCAACCCGACGGCACCGUCAGGAUCGUCGAGUACCACGCUGACAAGAAGACUGGAUUCAACGCCAACGUGAAGUACGAGGGUCAUGCCGUGCACAUUGUUCCUGAACACCACCACCACUACUGAUUUAUAUACAUAUUCGAUUGUUAACUGUUUAUGUUGUUGAUUCUUUUAAUUUAAGCUAUGUGAUGU